CCAGGAAGUGUCACUAGGAAGUGUCGCUGCUACCGCUGCUCUGUCCCAGCCGCUUCCUGCGGAUCAGCGGGUGACGGCCGGGCGAAGCCGGCAGCAGCACAGCCAUGAAGGUUGGCUCGUCCGCUCUGGCAUGCUGCUACUUGCUGCUACAGGUGCUAGGCCUGGCCCUCUUUUUGCGCGGGUUCUUCCCGGUACCUGUCCGGUCUCAGACCAGGAAGAGCAGCAGCUCUGAGAUCCCAGCAGAACCAUCUGCAGGUACAGCAUCUAACUGGACUCAGCUUCCACACCCACUUUUCAAGAGAGUUGUCAUUCUCCUCAUAGAUGCCUUGAGACAAGACUUUGUGUUUGGGGAUAAAGGGAAACAGCAUAUGCCUUAUAUUACACAGCUUAUAGAAAAGGGAACAACACACAGCUUUAUAGCAAAAGCAACAGCUCCAACAGUCACAAUGCCUCGUAUUAAGGCCUUGAUGACCGGCAGCAUACCUGGCUUUAUUGAUGUUAUUAUGAACCUCAACUCUCCAGAACUGCUUGAGGACAACUUGAUAUGGCAGACAAAGCAAUCUGGGAAAAGAAUAGUAUUUUAUGGUGAUGAUACAUGGAUAAAACUUUUCCCCAAGCAUUUUGUGGAGUUUGAUGGGACAACAUCAUUUUUUGUUUCUGACUUUACAGAGGUUGAUCAUAAUGUCACAAGACACUUGGAUGAUGUUCUGAAAAGGGAUGAUUGGGAUAUGCUGGUACUUCACUAUCUUGGAUUAGAUCACAUUGGACAUUUAACUGGCCCACACAGUCAUUUAAUCGGACCAAAACUUUAUGAAAUGGACCUCGUGGUGAAAAAAAUUCACUCUGCUCUGAUGUUAAAAGAUGAGGAGCAGUCGUUGCCAAGUUUAAUUGUUGUCUGCGGUGACCAUGGGAUGUCGGAGACAGGCAGUCAUGGGGGAUCAUCUGAUGAGGAAGUACAGACUCCACUCGUGUUAAUCAGUUUAGCAUUUCAAAAUAAAGCAGGUACGUUUAAGGUGCCGGAAAUCAUCGAGCAGACAGAUCUGGCUUCCACUUUAGCACUAGGCCUUGGAUUACCAAUCCCCAGGAGCAAUUUAGGAAUGCUUAUACCGGAAGUGGUAGAACAGAAGGCCAUGAGAGAGCAGCUGCGUUUUUUUCAUUUAAAUGGACAUCAGCUCCUAAUGCUUCUGAAGGAGAAUUUAGAGGCCUAUGACAAAGAUGAUGGGGUAGAGCAAUUUAAGAAGGCUGAAAAAUCUCAUGCAAAUUGGAUCAAGCUAUACUUGGAAGGAAACACAUCAGAAGUGCUUACAAACCUUGGCAGAAAACUUCUUAAACAGUAUUUGGAAGCACUGAAGAAGUUAAGCUCUUCCUUAAGCAAACAAGUGGCAGAGUACGAUAUCUACUCAAUGACUGUUGGAGCCAUCAUAACCCUAGAGGUCUUCUUCCUGCUGGUGCUCAGUGUACCAGGUGCUCUAAGCAGCAAAGCGGAGUUCAGUUUGCCUCUUGCCUCACCACUCUUCUCACUGUUCUUUUACUUAACAUGUCUCCUGCUGGCUGCCGUUCAUGUCAUUGUCUGCACAUCCACUGAAAACGUGUGCUUUUUCUGUAGCAUAUCAUGGGUUAUGGCUAUAGGGAUUAUGGUGCUUAUUUCUGCACUUCUCUGCAUUAUUUUAUCCAUUUUGGGAAAAAUGAUUAUGAAAACUAGACCAUCUAAUGAGAAACCAAGCUCCAGCAUGUCAGCAUGGUCAGAACUAGACAUCCUACUACUGGUAGGGACUCUGGGACACGUUCUUAGCAUGGGAGCAAGUAGCUUCAUUGAGGAAGAGCAUCAGACCUGGUAUUUUCUUGUUAGUACACUGUGUCUGGCUUUAUCCCAAGAAAUGUGCAGGAAAUACUUUCUUGUGAAAAAAAGAAAUCCUGAAAAUGCCACAGUUUUGGACCAUGCAAAGCAGGAAGACGUAUACAUAAAUGAGAUUUAUGACACACACAAGAAGGAGUUAAAAGAGGAAAAGUUGACAAUUCUAACUCGUUUUAUUAAAGACCAUGAAAAAUGGAUUGCAUUAUCAAGUCCUGGCCUUAUCCUUGUUUGCUUUAGAUUAUUGCGCCCCCUAAAUCAGACCGGAAUUCAGUGGAUACAUCGGCCAGAUUUUGGGCACUGGUUGACAAGCUCUGAACACAAGGCUGAGCUAUCCUUUUUGGUAGCGAUCUGCUUAGUCAUGAUAUUUGUUUUAAUUCAAGGAAAGUGCUCCUUAGUAUCUAAAGUGGCACUGAUGUUUGGGCUGCUGGGGGUGUACUGUUACAGAGCCGCCAUAGGACAUGUAUUAUAUCCCUGGCAACAAAAUACUAAAGAAAUCACAAAAGGAAUCACUGAAGCUCGUUUUGUCUAUAUAUUUGUUCUUGGAAUGCUUGUAACUGGAAUAAAGGACCUGUUGAAGUCGCAUAUUAUUUACAUGGAUUCUAAAGCAAAGGCUGUUGGUUUAUGGGAAGUCUACAGUGGACUGAUUCUGCUAGCAGCACUUCUGUUUAGGCCACACAACCUUGUGGUCUUGGUAUUCUGUCUGAUAAUCCAGGUUAUUCUGACUAUGUUCAUCUGGAAAUUACUGGAAUUUGAUGCAGCUCAACUCACUAUAAUGCACUAUUGGUUUGGACAGGCCUUUUUCUUCUUCCAGGGCAAUUCAAACACAAUAAGUACUGUGGAUAUAUCAGCUGGUUUUGUGGGUCUGGAUAACUAUGUUGAGAUACCAGCUAUUUUCCUCACUGCAUUUGUGACAUACAGUGGGCCUCUGCUUUGGUCUAUGCACUUGCUGUGCUAUCUGAGUGGAAAAACCAGCAGGGCUGCAACUUCUAUAGCUCAUGGUUGUUACUGCUACGCAAUCAUCCGCUCCCUUCCAGUCACCGUUUACAUUCUUCUGGUCACUGCUCUUCGUUACCACUUGUUCAUUUGGAGUGUGUUUUCUCCUAAGUUACUCUAUGAAGUGAUACAUCUCUUCAUCUCAGCCGGAGUCUGUGUCAUGUUCACUGCUGUUGAUAAGAACCAAGGAGCAAAAAGUGAUGUCUGAGUGGUGUUAAAAUUACUUACUGAACAGAUUAUAUAAAAAAGGUGAUAUACAUGUAAAUAGUUUGGGGUUGUAUUAUUUUUCUAAUAAAUCUGUUUAUGGACUUUAUAUUUAGUUGUUUAUUAUUCAGCUACUUUAUAUUUUUGUACAUUUAUUUAAUAAGAAUCCCUGUGUACUUAAUGUGAUAAUGUUUGAAGAGAACCUAUAAAUUAUUUUUUUCCUCUUAUUGUUUGAUUGUUUUGGAGAUUAAAGUACUGUGCUGCAACUAGUAGAAGAUAUGUCAAUUCAGUGUUACAUCUAUGUUUUUGUACGUAUCUUUCAAAUGAAAGCAUUAAAGAGAAUCCAACAAACUAAGUUUUUCAAUGAA
Molecule: messenger RNA, 3420 nt
Organism: Pseudophryne corroboree (corroboree frog)
Lineage: Eukaryota; Metazoa; Chordata; Amphibia; Anura; Myobatrachidae
Gene: PIGG
Product: phosphatidylinositol glycan anchor biosynthesis class G (EMM blood group)
Exons: 13
Coding region: 105-3056 (983 amino acids)
Biological process (GO): GPI anchor biosynthetic process
Cellular component (GO): endoplasmic reticulum membrane
Source: RefSeq, a predicted model, not a curated record